This is a messenger RNA of Scatophagus argus, 2613 nucleotides long. Its product is annotated as leucine-rich repeat-containing protein 43-like. Bases 463 to 2259 code for a protein of 598 amino acids. The record is from RefSeq and is a predicted model, not a curated record. The transcript is spliced from 14 exons. NCBI's taxonomy places the organism in Eukaryota, Metazoa, Chordata, Actinopteri, Scatophagidae.
CUCGGACAGUUCCAUCAUGUAGCAGCGGAAGAAGGAGAGGCUCCGAGCGGUUACGGGCUCCUCCUCCAGGCCCAUCAGCUUGGUUGUGUUCAGGGACAUGCAGGAGAGGUUGGGAAGCAAUCCGGGUGCAGCCUGGCGGAUGCAGUCCUGGCCUAAGCAUUAGAAGGUGCCACGCUGGAGUUGGGUGCAGUUGGAUGAACAACAGCAAGAAGGUUGAAACAAGUUUCUAUCAGCUUUAGUUGUUUCAUUUACACAGACACUGAAGUCCUGUCUCGAUUACGUGUCCUGGGAGGGAACCCCCAGCUGUUGCCAGGCAACCAACAACAUAUGUUAACAACAGACACCACGGGUCUUUUCCCUGAAAGACUGACCAUAAACAAGCCUGACCAUACAAUGCAAGCUGCAGCUACUGCGUCUCUCUUCUAUGUUACACAUGUGACACAGUAACUACUGCUGACAGGCAUGAGUUCAAACACACUUUCUGCUGUGUUAGAGAAGCAGAUUCAACACCUGCGUCUGACUGACUUUCCUUGUGGACGUGGCAGCUGGAGGAAGAAAAAAAGCAGAUCAGAGGGAGCAGAGACUGAGGAGACAGACUCCCUCUUGGAUCUGCUGAGAUGCCCUCACUCUCCAUGGUCGUAUGAUGAAUCAUGGAGCCCUCAAGCUGCGGCCCUGAGACGGCUGGCUGUGCUCGCCCCUGAACGCCUGAACGCUGACUUCGUUUACAGCUACUUUACUACACUUCGCGUUGUGGACAAAGGCGUAUUGGUCAUCGAUGACGGCCUGUUGAAGUUCUCAAAGCUGGAGGAAUUAGUGCUAAGUGCCAACGAAAUCUUAGAAAUCCCGGCAGAAAACCUUCCCAGCACUUUGAAAAUUUUGGAGCUGCAUGCCAACCAGUUGUCCGCUCUGAGCAGCCUCACCAGUCGCCCCCCUCCUCGCCUUCGCUACCUUGGCCUCGGCUCAAACAGCCUGGGUUCACAUGAAGACAUCUCUCAUCUUACAGGAAGACACUGGCCACAGCUGGUGUGUCUGGACCUGAGUGACUGUGAGUUUCAGGACCAGCAGGCCCUACUGAAAGCCUUGAGGACGCUCCCCUGCCUCAGGACGCUGGUGCUGGAGGGAAACCCCUUCACUCUUGCAUCGUGCUACCCGGGUUUGACUGUGGACAGUCUCCCACGGCUCUCUUACCUGGAUGCCUCGUGGAUCUCCUCAGAGGAAAGACACUCGUUUAAGGGCUUGGCCAUGAUGAUGAGUGGUGAUCUGAUAGUGGACCGGGCAUCAGCCACAGUGAGGCUUGGCAAGAUAAGGGGAAUCCCAGACCCACUCAUUAGUGCAGAUGAGAACACUCCUGACUACCCUGUUGUCACCUACGGCUAUUUUAUCACGUACGAAUUCCUGAGUCAUCAAACACCUGCAAGCCUGACAUUUGGCGCUGCAGACGCUUCCGGUGGCAGUGACGCAGACCUGCAAUCCAGCAAAAACUGUGCAAAAGAAACAUCCAGAGCAGACACCCAUGAAUUGGUGGUGUAUCCUGAGGAAACUUGUCGCGAUACUGCACAUGUGUCAAGCCACAGCACAUCAAAGCUGGGAUGGUCAGAGUGCAUGGACUUCAGUGACACACAAACAUACAUUGUUCACGAUCUGGGAGGCUUAAAGAGAUUCCUCAACCAAGGACUUGAUCUUAGAAUAGAGGAGGAAAAGGUCCUGUCGUGGCCUGCAGGUUUUGAAGACGUCACAAUGGCUAAAGCCAGCCGAACUGUAAAAGAGAUGAAAGGCAGGAAAGAGUCUCCAAUCAAAUCUGCGUCCACCAAAGACAAGCCUAUUGACAAAAAGAAGAAAUCUUUGCCAGAACUGGUCAAGGACACCCCCAUCAGAAGAAUCCUUGGCUCUGUCCAUGUCCCCCUACAAAGCCUGGUUAAAAGAGGUCAGAAGGUCGAUGUCCUUUGUGACCUUGGUGCUCUGUACACAGAGUCUGAGGUGGAAGCUACACAAACAUUUGAAAAGGAUCCAGGAAAGAAAACCAAAGAGAACAAGAAGAAGGAUUCAAGGCACAGAGGAGGCAGUGGUGCCAGACAGAAGAAUACAGCAGCUUCAAGAGGCAAAGGAAAGGGGAGGAAGGAAUGCGAUAUGGAUGUCCUCAAAGACGACUCGGUGUCUGUCCAAAUGGAGCCAGUGACCGUAGAGUUGAUGGUGGAGCUGGAGAAAUGGCAGUCUGCAUCUGAAGCUCAUCGACUUCGGCUCCCACGCCAAACGUCCUGAGUAUUUUCAGUUUGACCUACUGUAAAUUAUUUAACUUUCUACCCCCAAACUAGUCUUGGCCAGGGUACCUUUCAGGGUUCAGCUGAGACAAUCUACCCUACAGACUAAAAAAAAAACAUACAUGCUUCUUCCUGCAUUUCCUCCUUUAGGCUACUUCAACACUUCAUUUAAAAUAAACAUUUCUAGUCCGUGCAUCACUUGCUUUUACUUCACGUGAUAUAUAUAAAACCAACAAUAAGCAAAGUUUGGCAACACAUCACAGACUAUUUGAAGGAUCUUUGCUUCCACCCCAUGGCGGCUAAUGUGCAGCUUGUCCAACUGAUGGACAUUUUUAGUUUUUAAACUCUUGAUAAA